GAUUUAUAAGCAGUCAGUUAUAAUAAAACUAGGAAAAAAUGUUCCUCGUAAUCGUAUACCUGUACCACAAUUUGUGAUAUUUGGUCAAAGUUCCAUCGAAAUUAUCGAUACUGCACUGUGGCUUGAUAAAAUGAAUUAUGAUAAUAGCGGAAAAUAUAUUAUUAUAUGCACUGCAAGUGAUUAUGCUAAUUGUAAUGAAAAUCAAAUAUUUUCGACUCUGGCGAAGAUUAGAAUUAUAAACGUCAUAUAUAUGAGAGGAGAAAGUUCGGAAGAUUUUGUAUCGUUUUCCUAUGAUAUUGUUCAUCCAGGGAAAUGUAUAAGCAGUGAACCUUAUAAUGUAGAUGUCUCUGGCAAUUGUCCUGAUGAUGAAUGUUACAAAACAGUAUUUCCAGAUAAAUUAAAAAAUUUCAACAAAUGUUCACUCAUUAUAUCAACAUUCGAACAACCACCGUUUAUGUAUUUGAGCAACGAUACCCUAGAACCUUCCGGAGGCGACGGAAAUAUUUUAAGACUCGUGGCUAAUGCUUUAAAUGCUACGUUAGAAAUUAAGAUGCCUCAAGGAGGAAAUGAUUGGGGUCAAUAUGAUAAUGGUAAUUGGACUGGUUCUUUAGGUGACGUUUUUAACGACCGCGUUGACGCAUCGAUGUGUUCGCUUCCUGUAACCGCUGAUAAGUACGGAAAUUUUCAAAUUUCCUUCGUAUAUAACUCAAUGGAUAUUGUUUGGACUGCAAAACUGCCUAUGCAAAAACCAGCUUGGCAGAAACUUUUGAAUCCAUUGCAAACCGAUUUAAGAAUCGUAUUAUUUUUUACAUUUGUUAGUAUAGUUUUUAUUAACUCGUUAAUGAAAUUGAGUAAAUGGCAAAGACUUCGAAAGAUUCUCAAGAUUGGACCUACAAGGUUUAGCCUAUUGUUCUAUUCCUGGGCAUUGUUUGUAGGAAUACCAAUAUUAAGAAAUCCGUCGAAUCGACAGUUCCUGUUAGUUAUGUACAGCUGGAUAUGGUUUAGCUUUGUCAUUAGAAAUGCUUACCAAGCAGCUCUAAUAGGUUCCCUGAAAAAACACGAUUACGAAGAAUAUUUCACAAGUUUCGAAGACGUAUUAAAAGGUAAAUAUCCUUACGGUGGUCUAGAAAAUUUAAGAGAUUAUUAUGCUGAUGAUAAUUAUAUUUAUGAUAACUGGGAAACUAUGGAAUUCGACCAAGUUUAUGAGGUUCUUGAUAAAAUUUCAGAAGGAAAAUCAGAUAUCGUAUUAGCGUUCAAUAAAGAAAUAAUUGUUGAACAUUUAAUUGAUCAUAAUGGUAUUAGACAUUUGCAAAUUUUACCUGAGAAAAUUGUUAAUAGUCCAACAGUCAUGUUCUUUAAGAAAAAUUCUGUGUUGACCCAACCGGUCAGUCGUAUUCUAAGUAUUUUAGUGGAAGCUGGGUUUUGUCAACUAAUGCACGCGAGGUAUUUGAGGCAUAAAAAACUUUUAUUUCAAUUAGCAACCAGUCAUGAGAAUGUGCCUCUUACUUUAGAAAAUUUUAACGCUUGUAUGGUUUUAUUGAUUUUUGGUUGGUUUUUGUCUAUUAUAUUUUUUGUGGCUGAAGCAUAUUGUGGCCGACUUCAAGACGAUGAGAAACAAUCAGAUUUAAAAGAUUAG
Vanessa tameamea is the source of this 1636-nucleotide messenger RNA. RefSeq lists its product as uncharacterized. The transcript has a single exon. The record is from RefSeq and is a predicted model, not a curated record. The coding region runs from base 131 to 1636 and encodes 501 amino acids. NCBI's taxonomy places the organism in Eukaryota, Metazoa, Arthropoda, Insecta, Lepidoptera, Nymphalidae.